AUGGCGGUUCCUGAGACCGUUGUGGCCAUUGAUUUCGGAACUACGCGGAGUGCUUGGGCGUACCAAGUCAGUGGUCAAGCGGACAACAAGAUUUUGGUCAAGAUUCCCGCGAGUGCAGACACUUCGCCAUCCUCCACCAUCAAAACAGAGACAGCAGCUCUUAUUGGGGGGCGUGGCAGCGGAGGCUUAGUCUCAUUCGGCCCCGCAGCGAUCGAAGACUAUGCCGCCAGCGACCAUGUGGCUGACCAAGCUUUGUUCCGGUGGUUCAAGUUCGAUCUUUGCGAAUCCAGAACUGACCAAACCGAGGUCGGCAGUGUCAUGACUGAGUCUGUAGGAGGGCAGCACACAGUGCCCUUGCUUGGUGUCAUGACAGCUUCACUUCGCUACUUCAAGGAAGACGUCCUCGCGUUUCUGUCACGUACUGGCGGCAGAACGGUUGACGUAAACAGCGUGAACUGGGUGCUGACCGUGCCGGCCAUAUACGAUGACUUCGCCAAGCGAUUUAUGCGCCAGGCCGCGUACGAGGCCGGGAUGAUUGACCGAAUGAACUCCACUAGGCUCCGCCUUUGCCUGGAGCCAGAAGCCGCAUGCCUAGCAGCCAUUACGACAGACAACCCUUUGACCAGCAAUGCAGAGGGCAAGAAUAUGAUGGUUAUCGACUGCGGGGGGGGUACUGUGGACAUCACGGCGCACAAAAUCAUUUCCGUUGAGCCUCUGACACUGGAGGAGGUGGCCGCACCUGACGGGGGCCUGUUUGGAUCAACCCGCGUGGACAAUGCAUUCAGGGUGUGGCUGAAGGGAUUCCUCGGCGAGAAAUUCCAGGAAAUCGAGACAACCAGGACCCUCCUGUCCAUCAUGAUGAGUUGGGAGAGAAAGAAGGCCACCUUCCAAGGGCUCGACUCGGCGGCGGUGUGGCGGUUGAACCUUUCAGAACUUGCAGGAUACGACGUGACCAACCAAGACAUGGAGAACCUGCGUAGGAGCUACAACGAUGGAAAGCCCUCGUCGCUUUUCGUUGGGGGGGAGAAGUUCAACGUCACUCUGCCCACGACACUGGUGACUUCGUUCUUUACCCCAACUCUACAGAAAAUCGCUGAAUGCCUUCGGCGUAUCAAGCGCGAGUCACAGCUGCACGACCUCCACCGAGUUUUCGUCGUAGGGGGGUUUUCGCGCUGCCCCAUGCUGCGGGAGGUGAUACGGAAUGGGCUCGACCUACCAGCGGGUCGUGUGGUGGACGUGCACGAGCCAGACCUCGCCAUCGUGAAAGGGGCCGUCAUGUACUUCGAUCGGUCGACGAGUUUUAACUCACGAAAGGCGAGAUACACGUACGGGACCGGCUUUGCCGUUCCUUUCGACGACAGCAACGCGGAGCACCGGCGGCGCCGCGCGGCCGGCUUGGUUUCCCACCAUGACGGCAAGGUACAUGUAUCCAACGGUUUCAGCAUUUACAUCAGAAAGGGAGACGAUAUCCCGGAGGGCGGCAUCUUGAAGCGACGUAGGUACGGUCCGUUGAAGAAGUCCCAAACUUCCAUGUCCUUUGCCGUCUACUGUACUUCCGAGAGGAAUCCGAGUUUCGCGGACGAAAACGGCUGUUUCGAGGUCGGGCGAGUCUCGUUCCCGCUGGACAUGACCAAAGAGUUCCAGAAGCGCGGGAUAGUAGGAGAGAUGACGUUCGGAGGACCGGAGCUGACAGUAAAGAUAGUGGAUCAUGAAGAAAGGGAGAUAACGGAUGCAGUCAUGAUAAUGUCACGGGCACCAGCACCGACGUAUUAA
Ectocarpus siliculosus is the source of this 1773-nucleotide messenger RNA. The record is from the annotation of a GenBank genome assembly. NCBI's taxonomy places the organism in Eukaryota, Phaeophyceae, Ectocarpales, Ectocarpaceae.